AUGGCCGAACUCCAGGCAGAAGUGCGAAGGCUUGCCGAGCUUUCCACGCAGAAUAAUGCAGGAAAGCACGAGGAAGGUAGCUCUAAAAGCUCAGCCCUGGGAAACACAGAUCCUUUAAGCAUCACCUUGCUAAAGGAAAAGCUGACGCUAGACAACCCCUUCUCUGAAGAAAUUACCAACUUCAAAAUGCCGAAGAAUUUCGUGCCACCUAACUCCCUGGAACCAUAUAAGGGGAUUGGUGACCCCCGAGCUCACAUAAAAAAAUUCCAGUUUAUGAUGUUCUUUAACGGCCUAAUAAUGAACCUAUACUUUGCCGAUCUUUUUCCCACUUGCCUUGAUGGUGCUGCUUUACUUUGGUUCUCUAAAUUAUCUGUAGGUUCAAUUUCAUCCUUCGAGGACUUAGCAAGGUCUUUCAUCGACUAUUUCGCCGCCUCAAGGAUAUAUGUCCACGGAUCGGACUACCUCGGCACGAUCAAACAAGGACAACACGAAAGUCUUAAAGACUACUUAACCCGAUUUGCCGAGGCCACCAUGGAAAUCCUAGACUUGGACCCCAAAGUCCACCUACACGCACUUAAGACCGGCCUCAGACCUGGAAAAUUCAGAGAGACAAUUGCAAUUACCAAACCCAAGUCGUUGGAGGAAUUCCGGGAAAGGGCCGCAGGCCAGAUGGAGAUCGAGGAACUUCGGGAAGCCCAAAAAAUGGACAAACAGCCGACAAGAAGAGGGGAAGAGAAGAUAUUCAAACCGCUGAGCAAAAAAGAGCAAAAGAAACCCUUCAAGCUCACACCAAAGUUCGACACCUACACCAGAUUCAAUACAAAAAGGGAGAACAUAAUCAAGGAGAUCCUCAACGCCAAGAUAGUAAAACCCCCCCGCCCCCCGCUAGAGCAGGAAGUCAUCAAGAUAAACGAUUCAUGGACAGAAGCAAGCACUGUGCUUUCCACCAGAAGUACGGACACACAACAGACGAAUACGUAA
This is a messenger RNA of Arachis ipaensis, 981 nucleotides long. NCBI's taxonomy places the organism in Eukaryota, Viridiplantae, Streptophyta, Magnoliopsida, Fabales, Fabaceae. The record is from RefSeq and is a predicted model, not a curated record.